Molecule: messenger RNA, 2231 nt
Organism: Rosa rugosa (rugosa rose)
Lineage: Eukaryota; Viridiplantae; Streptophyta; Magnoliopsida; Rosales; Rosaceae
Product: probable glycosyltransferase At5g03795
Exons: 5
Coding region: 210-2138 (642 amino acids)
Molecular function (GO): glycosyltransferase activity
Source: RefSeq, a predicted model, not a curated record
CCAUUUUAGACUUGGAACCGAGUAGAAGAAGAAGAACAAAGCACCCAUGAAGUUUUCAAGUUUUCAACUUCUCGGUAAAGCCCAGAAACAGUAACAGACAAAAAGAGAAGCGUAGAAGUUCAGCACGGUCUCUCUCUCUCUCUCUCAAAGAAAAGGGUGGAUUAUGUUUGUCGAAAGUUGGCUAACAAUCACUAGAGUGGUUUCUCAAAAUGGGUCAGGAGCUUUUAUCUUUUUGUCCAACAGAAGUGAAGAGAUUGCUGUGGAUUGUGGGGAUGUUGUUUGCUUUGAUUUUGGUCCUCCAGCAUCUUGAACUUCCAUACGGUAGUAAUUUAUCAUCUGUACUUACGGCUGGACAGGUUCCAGUGGAGAAAAAUAGUAGCUUCCGAGCUAGAGACCCAUCAUCUACUGUUAAUAUGGUUGGCAAUGAGUCAGUUUCUAAUGGUUUGGACGAUACUGCUACACAUCCAUUUCAUGAGAUAGCUAACAAUAAUAUGACUUCUGAUUUGGUAUCAGACGGAAGUGGAGGCUCAGAAAGAACUUUAGAAAUAGACGAGGAUGAAGAUGAAUCUGGAAGUUUGGUAAAGGAAAAUACUACCGAUAUUACUCUUUCAGAAGGGAGGACUGAGAAGGGGAGUAAUACUACAGACCCAGGUGGAAAUGAAAAUACUGGUUUUCCAACCACUCCACCCGCAUACCCACGGGUGAAUCCAUCACUUAAUACAUCUCCUGUAGUUGUUGAAACAGAUGUUGGAGCUCCCAUUAUAUCUGUUGACUCAAAUGUGACUUUAGUAGAGAAAGAUCAAACGCCCUCUUCUGAGAAAACUGACAAAUCUGAGCAACUGCAUAGUGGCCUCAACGAAACAGGAAAGGAUUCUUCAGUGCCCAGAGUCCCUGUAGUGAACAAAGUGCCAGAGGUUCCGUCAUUGGAAGUAUAUACAAUAUCUGAUAUGAACAAGCUGUUACAUCAUAGUUGGACCUCGUACCAUUCAGUGAUACCACAAUGGUCUUCACCCGCUGACCAAGAGAUGCAAGAUGCAGCAUCACAGAUUGAAAAUGCACCCAUCAUAAAGAAUGAUCCAAAUCUUUAUGCUCCUCUUUAUCGGAAUCUUUCUAUGUUUAAAAGGAGCUAUGAAUUAAUGGAGAGCACUCUUAAAGUAUACGUUUACAGGGAAGGACAAAGACCUAUAAUGCAUACACCGGUACUCAAAGGGAUAUAUGCUUCUGAGGGAUGGUUCAUGAAGCAGCUCGAAGAUCACAAAAGAUUUGUUACUAAAGACCCUCAGAAAGCGCACCUGUAUUACUUACCUUUUAGCUCUCGAAUGUUAGAGGAAAGACUAUAUGUGCAAGGAUCACACAGUCAUAAGAAUCUAAUAGAGUAUUUGAAGAACUACUUGGACAUGAUUGCAGGGAAAUAUCCUUUCUGGAAUAGAACUGGUGGAGCAGAUCAUUUCCUUGUUGCUUGCCAUGACUGGGCCCCGUCAGAAACCAAGAAAUACAUGGCUAAGUGCAUUAGAGCCCUCUGCAAUGCUGAUAUGAAAGAAGGUUUUGUAUUUGGCAAGGACGCAUCUCUUCCAGAAACGUAUGUCCAGAAUUCCAAGAAUCCUCUCAGAGAUCUUGGAGGCAACCGUCCUUCCAAGAGGUCCAUACUUGCUUUUUUUGCUGGUAGCAUGCAUGGUUAUGUACGGCCGAUUCUGUUGCAGCAUUGGGAAAACAAAGAUCCCGACAUGAAAAUCUUUGGUCGGUUGCCGAAGAGCAAAGGCAACAAGAUCUACGUGCGUCAUAUGAAGAGCAGCAAGUACUGCAUUUGCGCAAAGGGUUACGAAGUGAACAGUCCUAGAGUGGUAGAGGCCAUUUUCUACGAGUGUGUUCCGGUGAUUAUAUCAGACAAUUUUGUGCCUCCAUUUUUCGAAGUUCUGAAAUGGGAGUCGUUUGCUGUUUUCGUGUUGGAGAAAGAUAUUCCAAAUUUGAAGGAUAUACUGCUUUCAAUCCCAAAGAAGAGAUAUCUGCAGAUGCAAAUGAGAGUAAAAAGGGUACAACAGCAUUUUCUGUGGCAUGCUAGGCCUGAGAAGUAUGACAUUUUUCAUAUGAUACUCCACUCUAUUUGGUACAAUAGACUCCAUCAGAUAAAACCCAGAUGACAUUGAAACAUUCUAGUCCUGUAAAAUUGUAAAUGCUGUAUUCCUUGUUCUUUUUUUUUUUUUGGUGUUGAAUUCUCAAGGAAAAUUUUGGUA